CUCACCCCACUUCCAUCUCUCUAUAAAUGUACACUCUCAAGCUUUAUCAUUCUAUAGCUAAAAAAAACCAACCAAUUGAAACCCCUUCACCUCUUCCAUCUCUCAUUUCCCUUCUUGAUCAACCAGUCAUGGCAACCAGUGCUACUCUCUCCAAACCAUCCAAAUGGUUCUCUUCCAACACCUUCAAGCUAACCAUGAUCCACCGCCGUCACCGAUCCAAGCCUAGCUUGCCACCCCCUCCUAUCUCUCCCCUGAGCAUUUCCAGCCAGCGAACCGAUGACUUCCAUGAAGCAUUCCACCGUUUCGAUGCAAACGGCGAUGGCAAGAUAUCGAGCGACGAGCUCAAAUCCUUCUUUGCAUCGGCCGGGGAGGAGGUCGCAUUGGAAGAGGCUGAGAUGUUGAUCGGUGCCAUUGACUCGGAUGGCGAUGGCCUAAUGGACUAUGGGGAUUUUGUGAGACUGAUGGAGAAGGAUGGCAGUGGAGGUGAUGAGGACUUGAGGAGGGCGUUUGAGAUGUUUGAGGUGGAGAAGGGGUCAGGGUGCAUCACACCUAAGGGGUUGCAAAGAGUGCUGAGCCGUUUAGGGGAUGUGAGGUCCAACGAGGAGUGUGCGGCCAUGAUAAGGGCUUAUGAUCUUGAUGGGAAUGGUGUGCUCGACUACCAUGAGUUCCACUGCAUGAUGACUUCAUGAUUUGUAGAUGAGUGUGUUUGUUAUAAAUUUGUCAUGCAUUCAGCAUCCGCUACGUGGAUAGGUUUGCAAAAAUUACUGCCUGCAGCUUAAAUCUAUAUAGCUAAGCCAUAAUAAUUUGCUAUGGGUUUACUCC
Elaeis guineensis (African oil palm) is the source of this 822-nucleotide messenger RNA. Its product is annotated as probable calcium-binding protein CML41. Lineage: Eukaryota; Viridiplantae; Streptophyta; Magnoliopsida; Arecales; Arecaceae. Gene Ontology annotation, molecular function: calcium ion binding. The record is from RefSeq and is a predicted model, not a curated record.